This is a messenger RNA of Polyodon spathula (Mississippi paddlefish), 2515 nucleotides long. It is a transcript of the gene fen1, whose product is annotated as flap structure-specific endonuclease 1. NCBI's taxonomy places the organism in Eukaryota, Metazoa, Chordata, Actinopteri, Acipenseriformes, Polyodontidae. The transcript has 12 exons. The record is from RefSeq and is a predicted model, not a curated record. Gene Ontology annotation, cellular component: nucleus. Gene Ontology annotation, molecular function: manganese ion binding; RNA-DNA hybrid ribonuclease activity; DNA binding. Bases 1 to 2199 code for a protein of 732 amino acids.
AUGGGAAUUCACGGUCUUACGAAAUUGAUCGCCGACCAGGCGCCGGGAGCCAUCAAAGAAAACGACAUUAAAAACUAUUUUGGUCGGAAGAUAGCCAUUGAUGCCUCUAUGAGUAUCUAUCAGUUCCUGAUCGCUGUGAGGCAGGACGGGAACGUCCUUCAGAACGAAGACGGAGAGACGACAAGUCACCUGAUGGGAAUGUUCUACCGCACGAUCCGCAUGCUGGAAAACGGGAUCAAACCGGUUUACGUGUUCGAUGGGAAACCCCCUCAUUUGAAAUCUGGAGAGCUGGCAAAGAGGAGCGAGCGCAGAGCCGAGGCAGAGAAGCAGCUGGCAGAAGCACAGGAAGCGGGCGACGUGGAGACCGUGGAGAAAUUCAACAAGCGGCUGGUGAAAGUGACCAAACAGCACAAUGACGAGUGCAAGAGACUGCUGACGCUGAUGGGAGUGCCCUACGUGGAGAAGCUAGCUGUGAAGGCUGGGAAAGUCUACAUGGACAUGGGACUGACUUUCGGCACCAGCAUUCUGAUGAGACACCUGACUGCCAGCGAGGCCAAGAAGCUGCCAAUUCAGGAGUUCCAUUUUCACAAACUGCUUGAAGAAAUCGGGCUUUCUCAUACCCAGUUUGUUGAUCUCUGCAUCCUGCUGGGCUCUGAUUACUGUGAGACGAUCCGAGGGGUCGGGCCCAAGAGAGCCAUCGAACUGAUCCGGCAGCACGGCAGCAUCGAGGAGAUCCUGCAGAACCUCGACACAGCGAAGUACCCGGUCCCAGAGCACUGGCUCUACCGAGAAACCUUCAGGGUGUUCGGGGCCCGCGAGGAUCGGAUUCGCAACGGCAUCAAAAAAAUCCGGAAGAGCCGGCAGGGCAGCACACAGGGCCGUCUGGACAACUUCUUCAAAGUGACAGGAUCCCUGUCCUCCCUGAAGAGGAAGGUAACCCUCACCCUGACCCUCACCCUCACCCAGUCCUCCCUGAAGAGGAAGGUAACCCUCACCCUGACCCUCACCCUCACCCAGUCCUCCCUCAAGAGGAAGGUGACCCUCACCCUGACCCUGACCCUCACCCAGUCCUCCCUGAAGAGGAAGGUAACCCUCACCCUGACCCUCACCCUCACCCAGUCCUCCCUGAAGAGGAAGGUAACCCUCACCCUGACCCUCACCCUCACCCAGUCCUCCCUGAAGAGGAAGGUAACCCUCACCCUGACCCUCACCCUCACCCAGUCCUCCCUGAAGAGGAAGGUAACCCUCACCCUGACCCUCAACCUCACCCAGUCCUCCCUGAAGAGGAAGGUAACCCUCACCCUGACCCUCACCCUCACCCAGUCCUCCCUGAAGAGGAAGGUAACCCUCACCCUGACCCUCACCCUCACCCAGUCCUCCCUGAAGAGGAAGGUAACCCUCACCCUGACCCUCAACCUCACCCAGUCCUCCCUGAAGAGGAAGGUAACCCUCACCCUGACCCUCACCCUCACCCAGUCCUCCCUGAAGAGGAAGGUAACCCUCACCCUGACCCUCACCCUCACCCAGUCCUCCCUGAAGAGGAAGGUAACCCUCACCCUGACCCUCACCCUCACCCAGUCCUCCCCCAAGAGGAAGGUAACCCUCACCCUGACCCUCACCCUCACCCAGUCCUCCCUCAAGAGGAAGGUAACCCUCACCCUGACCCUCACCCUCACCCAGUCCUCCCUCAAGAGGAAGGUAACCCUCACCCUGACCCUCACCCUCACCCAGUCCUCCCUCAAGAGGAAGGUAACCCUCACCCUGACCCUCACCCUCACCCUGUCCUCCCUCAAGAGGAAGGUGACCCUCACCCUCACCCUGACCCUCACCCAGUCCUCCCUCAAGAGGAAGGUGACCCUGACCCUGACCCUCACCCUCACCCUGACCCUGACCCUCACCCUGUCCUCCCUCAAGAGGAAGGUGACCCUGACCCUGACCCUGACCCUCACCCUGUCCUCCCUCAAGAGGAAGGUGACCCUGACCCUGACCCUCACCCUGUCCUCCCUCAAGAGGAAGGUGACCCUCACCCUGACCCUCACCCUCACCCUGUCCUCCCUCAAGAGGAAGGUAACCCUCACCCUGACCCUCACCCUCACCCUGUCCUCCCUCAAGAGGAAGGAGCCUGAGCUGAAAGGACCUGCAAAGAAGAAGCAGAAAUCUGGAGGUGCCACGUCCGGGAAAUUCAAGAAGGGAAAAUAACCCCCCCCUACCCCCCCUCUACAAAAGAGCCCCCAUUGACGGCUUCCUCACCCCCCACCACCCCACACUUCCCACUGGCUUCAGCGUUACCCCAGUAAGAGAGUCCGAGACACAAAGCUGUUUGGGUUUUACUGAGUUUGUGGUUGAAGUUCUGGAUGAACUGCCUGUAAUAUCAGCAGAUCCACUGAAGAAACAAACAGGAGAAGAAACAGACUCUUCCAAUCUCUCACAAGCUGAAGGUGUUGUCAGAAUGGCUGGGCUGCUGCUUCUCUCUCUCUCCAGUGCGCUUGACGGCUGUCUUUAUUAUUGUGUUUUA